Messenger RNA from Triplophysa dalaica, 1071 nucleotides. It is a transcript of the gene immp1l, whose product is annotated as inner mitochondrial membrane peptidase subunit 1. NCBI's taxonomy places the organism in Eukaryota, Metazoa, Chordata, Actinopteri, Cypriniformes, Nemacheilidae. Bases 122 to 616 code for a protein of 164 amino acids. Gene Ontology annotation, cellular component: mitochondrial inner membrane peptidase complex; membrane. The record is from RefSeq and is a predicted model, not a curated record. Gene Ontology annotation, molecular function: serine-type endopeptidase activity. The transcript is spliced from 6 exons.
GGUCGUGACGUGUGGAGGUCAAGGGUGUCUGCGGCUGGGUUGUCGACAUAUAAUUUAUGAAUACAAACAGCACGCUGUCAGUGGACAUGAAUGAGCAUUUGUAAGAAGUGGAUGUUACAGGAUGUUCCGUGGUUUUGCUGUGAAAGCUCUAUGCUUUGUUGGUUACACCGUCCAGUAUGGCUGCAUCGCUCAUUGUGCCUUUGAGUAUAUUGGGGAAUUUGUGUCGUGUUCAGGACCUUCCAUGGAGCCGACCAUCACUAACCACGAUGUGGUUUUCUCAGAGAAAAUAAGUCGUCACCUCUAUCAAAUUCAGAAAGGUGACAUAGUCAUAGCCAAAAGCCACUUUGAUCCAAAGAUGAACAUUUGUAAACGAGUGAUCGGACUUGAGGGGGACAAAAUCUGUACCAGCGGACCAUCUGACAUCUUUAAAACACACACUUUUGUACCAAGAGGGCAUGUUUGGCUUGAAGGCGAUAACCUUCGGAAUUCCACAGAUUCCCGAAGCUAUGGCCCCAUUCCCUACGCCUUGAUCCGAGGACGCGUUUGCUUAAAGUUGUGGCCACCACAAUGCUUCGGUGGAUUGGCUGAUAGUCCUAAUGACGGACGCAUUUUAUGAAGAAAAUGUCUUUGUGUUGUAUGUGCAGGGCUCUAGACUGCGACCAAAAUGCUUGCAUAUGUAACCGUUUUUUUAUAACGUGCGAUGUAACAUAUCACAGGGUUGAAUUGGCGCGAGUGCGUAAAAUUAAAACAGUUGAAGACCUAGGUGUUAUAUUAGACAGUUUCUUUGCAUUUAUUUUGGAUUUAUUGGGCUCGCAAGUGUUGAAGUUCAAAUAUGAAGUGGUCUAUAGCCGACUAUUUUAAAAUACAGAGUGACAAAUUAACGGAAUGAUUGAACAACUAAGGUCAUUAUGCAAGGUCUUUAUGAUUACUAUUAAAAAGGGUGCGACCAAAUUGUAAGGUGACCAACUGAGAGAGUGUGUCGCACUAGUGCGACCAGUGGGAAAAAGCAGUCUAGAGCCCUGCUGUGAUAAUAUUUUUGCAUUAUUUUUAAUAAAUUCAUAUUUAUGAUAA